Messenger RNA from Bacidia gigantensis, 573 nucleotides. RefSeq lists its product as uncharacterized. The transcript has a single exon. The coding region runs from base 1 to 573 and encodes 190 amino acids. The record is from RefSeq and is a predicted model, not a curated record. Lineage: Eukaryota; Fungi; Ascomycota; Lecanoromycetes; Lecanorales; Ramalinaceae.
AUGGCCAACAUAAUCAAGUCUGAAGGCAAGUCACCAGCUCACCUGCAUGAAGAUAAGCAUUCUGACAUCGACAUAGCUAAUACACCAUCCGAAACUCACUUCAAUGGCAGCCUAGUUGACGACGACACGACCAACGCCGUAAAGUCCAUCCCUCUUCUAGUUCCAUGGCCUGGCUCUACCUUUCUUAUCCGCUCUGUUGUCUCCGGAAAUGUCAUUACGCUCUUGAAUGGGAAAGUCCAGUUAUCCAAGCCCGGCGGACAAGGCUCUAUCUAUUGGCAGUGCAUUGAGCAUAAAGGUAGACUCAGCUUUCGCAAUCCUGUUUCAGGCCAACUACUAGGCUUCAACGAAGAUCACCGUGGGCUCCACCGGCUGUGUUGUAAUCAAAUAUGGCACGGUAAAAAGGAAUAUUUCGAAGCUAGGGUCAAGCCGAGCGGCGACUGCAUAAUGCUUGUGUCGUCAUCUGAAGACAACUUCUGGUAUAUCUCAAGCGUGCAGGAACAUGAUGAAGAGACGUUGACGGUAGGAGGACCGGAAGAGACUGAUGCAAAGGCAUGGGAGUUUUUGAAGGUCUAG